CUGACUAUAGGCCAGAUAUAGGUUCACCGUGACCGUGUAAGGGCAGAAAGAUUAAUAGUGUCCUGUCGGUUUACAAUUCACAAUGCCACCGUCAACGUGGAACGCGGCUAAGGCGAAGGUGCAGGACUUACUCUCCGUUCAACGGCUUCGGAUAGCGCAGCAGAAGAAGGAGGCACAUGCUAAGGGCUCUCGCAGGGAUAUUGCCCUUCUCCUGGAGAAGGGAAAAACGGAGAGUGCGCGAGUCAAAGUAGAAGCUGGUAGGUCUCCUCUCCCUAGCUAGGACUUCAGUUGUUCAAUUACUUGAUGCGCUCAUGCACGAUCAUCGUGCGACGCCAGUCAUCAACGAAGAUGUGAACCUCGAGUUAUACGAACUUCUUGAACUUUACUGCGAGUUGCUCAUUGCCCGCUUCGGCCUUCUUGACCAAAACAGUACUCGUGACCCUGAUCCCGGAAUCAGCGAAGGUGUAUGUAGCAUCAUACAUGCAGCUCCAAGAACCGAAGUGAAAGAAUUACUGGUUCUGCGCGACAUGCUGAUGCAUAAGUAUGGGCGUGACUUCUCCGCAGCUGCAAUGGAGAAUCGAAGUGGUUGUGUGAGUGAACGUAUAAUGAGGAAGCUUGUCAUAGAAACACCCUCGGGGGAGCUGGUUGAUGCGUAUCUCGGCGAGAUAGCCAAAGCUUAUAGUGUCAAGUGGGCCUCUGCUUCGUCAAUCACCGCUGCGGCACAAGGGAGCAUCGUGGAUGGCCUAUCAGGCAGCGAUACACUGGAAUCACUUCCGUUGUAUUCCAGGGAAAUUUCUGAUAAGCUACCGGAUAUUCCUCCAACUGAAGACGAAACCGGAAAACACAAGGCAUCAGCCGGAGGAAAAUCCCACCAGACGGAGCACUCGAAAGAGGAAACUGAGGAUGAGUUCGCCGUUCUGGCACGACGCUUUGAGGAGUUAAAGAAACGCUAGCUAGGUGUAGUGUACACUCCUCUGUGUGACACGGCUUAUCUGCUUUUGUGUAUAUCCGAACCUUCAAUGAUUCUCCAUCUUAUGAAGCUAUGUGAUCACGAUUCACAGAUAUUAGUGACUUCCGGAAAUUUCUAUUACCCCCGGGCUGUACGUAUCAGCUUAAUUAUGCCAAGUCAGGU
This is a messenger RNA of Suillus subaureus, 1132 nucleotides long. RefSeq names its product regulator of Vps4 activity in the MVB pathway-domain-containing protein. Bases 312 to 953 code for a protein of 213 amino acids. NCBI's taxonomy places the organism in Eukaryota, Fungi, Basidiomycota, Agaricomycetes, Boletales, Suillaceae. The record is from RefSeq and is a predicted model, not a curated record. The transcript is spliced from 6 exons. Gene Ontology annotation, biological process: protein transport.